CACUUGUUGACGCGGUUGACGUCAGAAUACUACGACACGGGACAGGAAGAGGCGCAGAAGGAAAAAAGAAUCAAGAUGGCAUCAGGUUCAGACCACGGGCUGAAAAGAAUAGUUUGGAAAAGAAUAAAAGACACAAUUAUUGCAGACUGCAGAAAAUCAGAAGUAUGGAAGAUAUUGAUUCUGGAUCCUUUCACCACCAAGCUCCUCUCAUCAUGCUGCAAAAUGUCAGAUCUGAUGUCAGAGAAAAUAACAAUUGUGGAGGAUUUGUACAAAAGCAGAGAGCCUGUUCUAGAAAUGAAGGCAAUCUACUUCAUGUCACCAACCGCUAAGUGUGUGGAUGCCUUUAUCGCGGACUUCAAGCCCAAACCCAAGUAUAAAGCAGCAUAUGUUUACUUCACUGACUACUGUCCUGAUGACCUGUUCAACAACAUGAAGCUGUACUGUGCAAAGUACAUACGAGUCUGUAAGGAAAUCAACAUGUCCUUCAUGCCACAAGAGGCACAAGUGUUCACAUGUGAUAAUCCGGGGGCUUUCCGAAGCAUCUAUAGUCCCAAAAGUUCAGACAAACAGAAGACACUGGAGACGCUCGCAGACCAGCUCGUCACGCUCUGUGCUACGUUGGAUGAGUACCCAGGAGUCAGAUACAAGAAAGAGAACAAUACGGAGAAUGCUAAAAUCCUUGCAGAGCUGGUGGACAGCAAACUGGCCACACACUACGAACUGGAUGACAGCGGCAAGAAAAAGGGAAAGACCCAGGCCCAGCUGCUGAUAGUGGAAAGAGGUUUUGACCCCGUCAGCCCCAUCCUACAUGAGCUGACCUACCAGGCCAUGGCCUAUGACCUCAUUGAUAUCCAGAACGACACCUACAAGUACAAGUCUAAAGAUGGCUCAGAGAAGCAGGCCGUGCUGAAUGAGGAUGACAUGCUUUGGGUUAAACUGAGGCACAAGCACAUCGCUGAGGUCUCAGAACAAAUCCCCAAAAUGGUAAAGGAAAUAUCUGCAAGCAAGAAGCAGCCAGAUGGGAAGAUCACAAUUAGUAACUUGGCCCAAAUGAUGAAGAAGAUGCCUUCAUUCCGUAAGCAGCUGACUGAGAAAACCAUUCAUCUGCAGCUGGCUGAAGACUGCAUGCAACAAUUCUCAAACAACGUGGAGAAACUCUGCAAAGCUGAACAGGACCUUGCAGUGGGGUCAGAUGUGGAUGGGGUGAAGGUGAAAGAUCCGAUGAGGACCCUGCUGCCUGUGCUGCUCCACCCGUACAGCACCCACGACAAGAUCAGAGCUGUGUUGCUCUACAUCUUCAGCCUCAAUGGAACAACAGAUGAGAACUUAAGCAAACUCAUCCAAUAUGUAAAGAUCGAGGAGGAACGAGAAUUUAUCCUGAACUGGAAAGAACUGGGCGUCCCUAUUAUCACAGCGCCUUCCAGUAUCUUCUCUCGCAAACAAAGCAGACGGGAUCGUUCUCAGGAGCAGACGUACAACCUCUCCAGAUGGACUCCUGUCAUAAAAGAUGUGAUGGAGGAUGCUGUGGAGAACAAACUGGACACCAGAGAGUGGCCACACCAGUCUGAGUGUCCUGCUGCCUGGAAUGGCUCCGGGGCUGUCAGCGCCCGUCAGAAGCACAAAGCGAGCGCUCAGGACGAGCGCCGGACCGGCUCCCGCCUCAUCAUCUUCAUUAUAGGAGGAAUCAGCUACUCAGAGAUGCGCUCCGCCUACGAGGUCACCCAGGCAGUCAAAUCCUGCGAGGUCAUCAUAGGGUCUUCCCACAUUUUGACCCCCACCAGUCUCCUGGAUGAUAUCAAGGGCCUGAGCAAAGGCCCCAUGGAGCCUUUCACUUUAGAGGAAAGGAGCAACGCCUGAGAAGUCUAGGCCUCCCAACUAACAACCUACCUAAACUCCCCCACCUGUCUCCCUACUUCUCAUAUUACUCAGCACAGUGCACUCAACUCAACUUCCUGAAUGGAAGACCGAAGGGAAUUAACCUUUAUACUUAUCUUUAUGUUUUAAUACUCUUUCCAAACCCAGUGCACAUUUACAGUAGGUAUGAGGGCAAAUUCUCUUCUAAGCAGAUUUCCUUAUUGAAAAGCUUUCACCGUAAGAAUGUGGCCUGCUUAUGGGGUUUAUAUAUAGCUUGAUUUUGACAUUUGAUUAUAUAGAUCAUAUUAAAAGUGAAUUGGCCUCAUCCUGCUGAGAGCUUUUUGAGUGACAACUGUCUAACUCACCAAUCCGUGUUUGCCUUCGUCCCUGAGAACAAUGCUGAUAAUGUUACAUGUUGAGCGAUCUCUGAGAAACUUUCAGAGACAGAAUGAUUGAAGGAAAGUAGCACAAAGCUAAUGUAUAUAAUGUAUGUAAGCACUGAAUCCCUUCUAUGCCAUUUUGACUUUUUCAGUCACUGCUGUUUAUAAACACUUAAUGUAAUUUGAAGAGUGUUUUAACAUAGAGUAUUUACGUUUUUCUUGUAUUGAACAACUGACUAAUAAAUGGAUGAAGUGGUUCACAAA
This is a messenger RNA of Lates calcarifer (barramundi perch), 2498 nucleotides long. RefSeq names its product syntaxin binding protein 3 (gene stxbp3). The coding region runs from base 76 to 1857 and encodes 593 amino acids. The transcript has 19 exons. Gene Ontology annotation, cellular component: secretory granule; plasma membrane. The record is from RefSeq and is a predicted model, not a curated record. Gene Ontology annotation, molecular function: syntaxin binding. Lineage: Eukaryota; Metazoa; Chordata; Actinopteri; Centropomidae. Gene Ontology annotation, biological process: neurotransmitter secretion; intracellular protein transport; vesicle-mediated transport.